Phyllopteryx taeniolatus (common seadragon) is the source of this 2351-nucleotide messenger RNA. Its product is annotated as pyrroline-5-carboxylate reductase 1, mitochondrial-like. Lineage: Eukaryota; Metazoa; Chordata; Actinopteri; Syngnathiformes; Syngnathidae. Gene Ontology annotation, biological process: L-proline biosynthetic process. The record is from RefSeq and is a predicted model, not a curated record. Bases 984 to 1499 code for a protein of 171 amino acids. The transcript has 7 exons. Gene Ontology annotation, molecular function: pyrroline-5-carboxylate reductase activity.
UCCGAGCAUACAAGUAUCAGUACGGUAAGUAUUUUCGGUAACUACUAAUUCAUGUUCACUUCCUAGCUCAAAUCUACCAUUGCUUCUGUAUAAUUUUCCUGUUGGAUAGUGUAUAAUUGCUGUCUCUAAUGGGCGUGUCAGCAUUCCGCCCUGUCAUUACACGGUGUAUAAAUGCCGGUUUCUUAUGGCAGGAGCUCUGACUCAGCCUCCCAAGAAAGACGACUCCUCUACUGCCCACCACAUGUAGCCUCCCACACUGCUGUGGAAUAUAGAGACCCUAUUUAUAGCGUUAGCCAGGGGCCUGUAACCCUGUACAUGGCAAACUUUCAUUUAAACAGCCGUCUCGAACAAUCCACCACGACACCCGGUCAGACACAAGAAACACGGGGACAAGGGAGGACGACCAAAUUUUGACAGUUUUUCGAUGGAGGGCUACAAUGAAGACGCCAAAGAACUUGACUGACAGGAGCACAAACAAGCGCACCUGUUGGCCACUGAGGGCUAUUGUUGGAUGAACGAUCCCUGGAUAUGACCUGAGGAAGGCUUAUGGAACAGGACCGACCUUGUAAUACACUGGAGAACUUUUUAAGAGCGCAAGCAAAGAAAGAUUUCAUUGACAGGCUGCCACGAUUCUCAACGGUAGGAUGAGCGUGGGCUUCAUAGGAGCGGGCCAGGUGGCUCACGCACUGGUGCGAGGCUUCACGGCGGCGGAUGUAAUUGCAGCUCAAAGAAUCACAGCCAGCUCCCCAGACACAGAUCUCAAGAAAUUAAGGGUUUCACGACGAGCAACAAAGAGACAGUGAACAAGAGUGACGUCCUCUUCCUAGCUGUUAAGCCCCACACCAUUCCCUUUGUGCUGGACGAGAUUGGACCGAACAUCGAAGAGCGCCAUCUUAUCGUGUCCUGUGCUGCAGGUGUCACCGUCAGCUCCAAUAGACAAGAAGCUGCUCCAGUAUCGCGCUGCCCCCAAGGUAAUACGUUGCAUGACCAACACUCCCGUGGUUGUGCGUGAAGGGGCUACUGUGUACGUCACGGGCACCCAUGCCGACGUGGAGGACGGAAAGCUACUGGAGCAGCUGAUAGCCAGCGUGGCAUACUGCACUGAGGUGGAGGAGGACCUCAUUGAUGCCGUUACAGGCCUGAGUGGAAGCGGACCUGCUUACGACGGCGCUCGGAUGGUAUUAGACUCGGAGCAACACCCCGGGCAGCUCAAGGACAACGUUUGCUGGCCGGUGGGCACCAUCAUCCAUGCCCUCCACGUCAUGGAGCGCGCCGGCUUCCGCAGCCUCCUCAUCAACGCCGUCGAGGCCUCUUGCGUUUGGACAAGGGAACUUCAAUCGUUGGCAGGCCAGGAGAGAAUCUCCACGGCUGCCAUCAAGAAGACGACCCUGGACAAAGUGAUGCAGCAGCCAGGGGUGACCGUGAAGGCCGUGGGCGUACGAUCACACGGGAUCAGCAUCUUCAACAACUGCAACAAUCGGAAAACAAAGAAUAAUUGAUCAAGAACUAAGACACUAUUAUUUAGCUAACCAAUUACAAUACCUCAUCAAAUGGUUGCACCACAGUGAGGAGUGUGAUUCUUGGCUAGAAUAGGAACAAACAGACUGCAACAACAUCAAACUACCAAGACUCCCAUUUAUUUCUACUAGUCUUAAACGCUAUAAAUGUUUCAAGAAUCCAAUAAUCGCAUCCACCUUAACGGCUUGGUGGCCAAGUUCAGUAUCGACAGGAUCUCAAUUAGCUCCCAGUAUACUCUCCCCAAUCUGUCAUAAUCCAGAUUUCGAAAUUAAUAAUAUAACCCUUCAUUUUAGCACAUGGGAACAACAUGUAAUUAACCACCUACAACAACUAUUUAACAAUAAUGUUUUUAGGACACGCGAUGAACCGUUCCAAGAAUUCCAAAUAACAGCCUGAAACUUUCUUCAAUACAAUAAAUUAAAAGCAGCAAUAAUAAAAAAAAAGAAUACCAACACUCCAGAGCACCCUUUAACUGCCGGAGUUUGUCAAGCAAAUAAUGAAGCUUCUCCCGCAAAGUAAAUGAAAUCUCUCAAAAGUUUAUAAAUUAAUUUCAUGUACUAAAUCAAUGCACUUACCAAUCACCAAAUGGGAAGAAGAUCUCUCCAUGUCUGCUGACCGUAGCUACUGGAUAAAUAUUUGUAACAAUACGUUUAGAAUGACAAAAAACACAAAUCUACAGUUUAUACAAUAUAAAGUGCUCCAGAGAAAACAGGCAGUACACUAUGCAUAAAAUGGGUUUCUCUCCAUCUAAUAUAUGUGUGCAAUGCACCAAAAAUACCCCGGACACGUAUUUUCAUACUAUAUGGGAAUGUACACCAAUUCAAUGCUUUUGG